AAGGCAACCACAAGGUGUUCCUUUCUCAACAAUUCCCGUCCCAAUUCCAAUCGAGAGAGAGAGAAACAGGGCGAUGGGUCUUUCCCCGUCCAAACGAGUCUCUGAAACCCUCACCAACUCACCAGAUUUCACUUCAACCUGCACCUCGGUCUACCAAGACUGCCUAACCCUAGCCCAACACGCCUUCCCAGGCGUCCAACCCUACCAGCUCUCCCACGCCACCUCCCUCCUCCAUCACUCUCUCUCCUCCACCCACCCUCUCCUCAACACCUGGCUGCCCACCCCUCCGCCCCGGCCCCGUGUUGACCGCGCCUACCGAGCCGUAAUCGCUCGCCGCCGCCGGCCCGGAACCGAGCCGGACGGGGAGGGAGAACCGUGCCUCGGGCCGGCCGAGUUUAGGGAAUUUGCGGUCGAGGUUUUUACUGGGGCUGUUGUGGAUAACGCUACGGCGGCAGUGGUGAAGCGAGUGCCGAUUGGGGUGGUGGGGAUUGUGGGGGUAGGGGUGGGGGUUAGGGCUGGGAAGGAUUUGGUUGGGGCUUUGGUUGGGGUUUAUUCGGUUGGUGUUGCGGCUUCUGUUUAUCUCAGUUUAUUAGCUGGAGCUGCUGGAUAGGAAAAUUC
Rhododendron vialii is the source of this 618-nucleotide messenger RNA. RefSeq lists its product as uncharacterized. Lineage: Eukaryota; Viridiplantae; Streptophyta; Magnoliopsida; Ericales; Ericaceae. The record is from RefSeq and is a predicted model, not a curated record. Bases 74 to 610 code for a protein of 178 amino acids. The transcript has a single exon.